Messenger RNA from Diorhabda carinulata, 1272 nucleotides. RefSeq names its product CDK-activating kinase assembly factor MAT1 (gene Mat1). Gene Ontology annotation, cellular component: transcription factor TFIIH holo complex. The record is from RefSeq and is a predicted model, not a curated record. The coding region runs from base 112 to 1050 and encodes 312 amino acids. Gene Ontology annotation, biological process: regulation of transcription by RNA polymerase II; positive regulation of cyclin-dependent protein serine/threonine kinase activity; nucleotide-excision repair. Gene Ontology annotation, molecular function: cyclin-dependent protein serine/threonine kinase activator activity. The transcript has a single exon. Lineage: Eukaryota; Metazoa; Arthropoda; Insecta; Coleoptera; Chrysomelidae.
ACAUUUACGCGAAACAUUUACAUGUAUGGAUAUGUUUAGUUAGACUGUUUGAACCGCCGAUUUUUUAUUAUUAAAGUAAUUUUAUUAAAUAAUCAAUAGUUAUAUGAAAAUAUGGAUGAUUUUACUUGUCCAAGAUGCAGGACAUCCAAAUUUCAAAAUCCCUCCAUGAAAAUGAUGGUUAAUGUUUGUGGUCAUGGUUUAUGUGAAAGCUGUGUGGAUCUACUAUUUUUAAAAGGAUCUGGUGCUUGUCCAGACUGUAGAAUACCUUUGCGAAGGAAUAAUUUCAGAGUACAAUUAUUUGAAGAUGCUACAGUGGAGAAGGAAGUUGAUAUAAGGAGAAGAGUUCUUAGGGACUUUAAUAAAAAAGAGGAAGAUUUUUCUUCAUUAGAUGAUUAUAAUAAUUACUUAGAGGAAAUAGAAACUAUUAUAUAUAAUUUAACAAACGAUAUUGAUGUUGUAAAUACCAAUAAAAAGAUAGAACAAUAUAAACGUGAUAAUAAAGAACAGAUAUUAAAAAGCAAAGGAAGAUUAGGACGAGAAGAAUAUGAAUUAGAAGAAAUGCUAGAAUAUGAAAAGCAAAGAGAGGAUGAAAGAAAAAAAGAACUUCAAAAGGAAGAAGUUGAAAAUAAGAAAAAGAAAAUUAGGGAAAAAGAAGCAUUGAUUGAUGAACUCAUGUUUUCUAAUGCUGAUGCCAAAAAUAUUGUUGACACAUUUGCUCAACAAGCAAAAGAGGAAGAAACAAAAAGGUUGCCUCCAAAAGUGACACAAUUUUCAACUGGAAUUCAGUUUGGUCAUCAAUCUCAUAUAACAUUUUUGCCAGUACCUACAGAUGAAGGUCCCCUUUAUUCAUAUAAACCGUUAACAUUCCCUAUAGAUGGACCUGAACCACCAAAUGUAGUUGAUAUCAUAGAAAAAAAAUUUUUAAAUCAUGUUAGGUCUGAAACAGAACAAGAAAGAGCGGGAGGUUUUAAAUCCAAUAUUGCCUGUUUACGUGCUUUGCAGGAUGCUAUGAUGGGACUUUUUCACAGUAAAAAGACUUUGUUGACUUGAAUUAAAUUAAAUGUAUUGCAAAAUGCAGUUUAAAUUUUCUUUUGUUAAUAAUAUUAAGUAAAAUUAAAUUUUUGGUUAAAAUCAUUUUAAUGUAUUUGUAUCGACUGGAAGUAAUUGUUAUUUUAUAAAAUUGGUUAAAAUUUAAAUUUUGGAUUGUUAUAUUUUUUGAUAAAUUACAAAUAUGAUUUCAUUUUGCUGUUGAUAAUAAAUUGUUACAAUUUC